AUGUCGAAUCCGACGUUGAACGAAAGAAAAAAUGAAUGUUUGGGAAACAUUAGUUCUUAUUUCUUCUCAAACAUUCUUCGUCAUAUUAUAACAAAUGAAAAUACAAUAAUAACAAAUAGAAAGGUAGUUUAUAAGAAUAACAUCUCCCAAUUUAUAAUGAUUUUUUUACAGAACUCAUUCAUCGACUUCAUACUUGGAUUCACAAACAAAAAGCCAUCUACCAAUGAACUAAUUGCAACUAUCAGCCAAGGCAAUGAUGAAAAUCUGAAAAUUGCGCUGGACGUUCUAUUUAUGUUCGGAAAAAAAUAUGUAAGAAAAAUUUAUACAUUUUAAAAAGUACUAAAAAUUGAUUUUCAGGAAUCUCAAAUCAAAUCAAUCGGGUAUGAUCUUGUAGCAAAGAAACAAGAUCACGAUGUGUUCCAAGUUUAUUGUUCUUCAGAGAACUGGGAUCAAUUUGAAGAAAAAUUAUCGAGAUAUGUGCGAAGCAUGUUCAUCCGAAAGUGCGAUGUCAAAUUUUUGUCAUUAAUUUCAAAAAUUGGGUGCGCAAAAAAUGAAGAUAAGCAAUUCAAUGCAAUUUGCGAACUUUGUUUCGAUUCAGAAUGGGAUGCCUAUAUUUUGAUAAAAUUGUUCGGAUUAGAAAAAUAUCAACAAACUGAAUUCGAACUGAUUCGGACCAAUAUUUUGGGCUCCCUACAAAACGGUCGACCAAAAUUAGUUAAUUUAAUGUAAGUUGAGACUAAUUUUCAAAUUAAUUUGUUGAUCAUGAUUUAUUUAUUUCAGAAAAAUAAUUUCGUCGAAUGAUGUUGUUGGCCUAAUGAAUGAGUUUCCAAAAUAUUUGGAUGAAAUAAAUAUCAAAUUGAUUGACAAAAUCAACCCGUUGUUGAAUCAAAAUGAUGUUGGAACAAUGGAAAUCUGUUGUCAAUACAUAUGUGACGUUUGGUAUAUUCUGCUAAAAAUUUCAUUGACUCAAGAACCAGAAUUCGCCAAAACAUACAUCCAAAAACUUCCGGAUAAUAUAAGAUCAAAAAUGUUCGAAGAUUUGGAUUUGAUGGUUUUUGAAGUGAGAUAAUUUUCGGAUAUUAUUUAGUUUAUAUAUUAUUAUUUUAGACUGCUUUUCAUCUUCUGAAGUCAUUUGUCACCGUAUUUUCAUCUGAUGGUUCAAGUAAGAUUUUAUUGUACAACAAUCAUUUUUAUCUUUACUUUUUCAGAAGAAGAAUAUCCUGCAUUUGCCAGCAGUUUGAAUGAAGAUUUGAGGUCGCAUUGGAAACGACAAGCAAUACUUCGUAUUCUGUCAAGUUUUCGAAAUUCAAUGACUCAAUCUAAUAUUGGUGUUCUUUGUCCAUUGGUAUGAUUUUAAGUAAUUUUUUUCUGAAAUUGAAUUGUUUUUUCUUAGGUAAAUGACAAAAAUGUGUGCGCAAAAAUCAUCGAUGUUUUCAAGUUCCUUACUUGGAUCAUUGGAAAUUUGGAAAAUUAUGGAUGUGUCAAUUUGCUAAGUUUGCCGGUGGAAUCAAAGCUGAAGCUGAUUUUGAUAUUCAAGCAUAUUGAAAACAAGGCUAAGCUUUCGGUCGAACAAAUGAAUCGUGUUAUGAAAGGAUCUGACAUUUCCACAAUUACACCAUCAAAAUCCAACACCCAACAACAACCAACAACGAAACCAAUUGAGCAAAAGCCAACAUCAAUUGUCGAUCUCACAUGUUCAGCUAAAGUUAGUUUUGUUUUUAAAAUAUGGGAAAAUCAACCAGUUUUGCUAGACUCUGAGAAAAUUGUCCAACGAUUUUUAAGAUAUUCCUAAAAAUUGUACUUUAAAAAUUAUUUUCGGGAAAAUUUUCCAGCACAGUCUUAUGACAAAACCCAAAACUGGAAAUCAAUCUAAAUUAUUUCACAUGAACAAACUCAAAACCAAACAAACGAACUAACCGAAAAACUGGUCCAACUAUAAGCAUUUGUCUACGCCGACAUCUUUCAGAAGACCUCAUUUUUUUCAGGAACUUUGGAAUAUCUCAAAUCAAUCAUCAUCGAUGAAUAUGACAAACUCUACAGAUUGGGAUGAAACAAGUGGCGAGUAUACACUAACUGAAACGACAAUUGGAAGUAAUGAUAGUUGGUCACUAGGAAAUGAAGUAAGUCGUAAUGCCAAAUCUGUGAAAUUUGAAACCAUUUUUAUUCCGUUUUAUAUGGAUUUUUUUUCAAAUUUCGCUCUGAAAAUAAGUUUACUGAAAACAUUUCGCCGUGUGAUUCCAGGAUCGGAAUGUGGUGAGCACGCCCAGUUCAGUGCAAUAUUUCUAUGUUUAUUUGAAAAAUAUUAUGGGGAGAUGCGAACCCAUUUGAAUUUCACUACACUAAAAACCCAAAUUUUCUGACUAACAAGCUUCCGAUAAAGUUUAAUGUUAUGAUGAUUUCAGUUGACGCGUCGCGAAAACACCCAAAAUGUGAAUCCAGAAAUAAACUUUGAAUCUGAAUCUCGCAGAGCCAAUCGUGGCGUCGCUGGAAGUACGGUUCAUCAAUUGGAAUCACCAACGGAUAAAGUGAGUUUUUCUGGGAAUAUUACGAAACUCAGAGUGUAAUAUACUACCAGAAACAUUUACCCCAAUUUUUUGAGACCUGAUACAAUCUUGUGGGUCUAAAAUCGACGAAAUUCAAUGAAAAAAUGAUUAAUAUUUUAAAUCUAUUUCGAAAGGCUUCAAAAGAUUUUUAGCGAAUUAGGGUUAACUGAUGAUGAAACUGAUGUAAUAUUCUGAGUUCAGGUUAUCGAGAAAAUCCGGAAAUUGGGUGGCGCUGAAACGAAAUUGUUGUGUGAUGCCAUUUUCAAAUCCUGGUCAUAUUACCAAAAUAUGCCCAGACAAUGUGAGCAUUGAACUAACAACGUAAGUUUUCAUAAGUAUAUUUAUUUAUUUGUUCAUUUGUUUAUUUCAUUUUCAGACUUUACAAAAACAAUUGUUCAUUUUUUGCGCAAUUGGUUCAAGAAGUCGAACAAUUUUAUGGGAUGCAAGCCAGAAGUUUAAGAAGUCGAAUCACGAGAAACAAAUGA
Caenorhabditis angaria is the source of this 3028-nucleotide messenger RNA. NCBI's taxonomy places the organism in Eukaryota, Metazoa, Nematoda, Chromadorea, Rhabditida, Rhabditidae. The record is from the annotation of a GenBank genome assembly.